AUGACGGCAACCGAACAGCAACAAGAUGACUUCUCAAACGUCUCGUGGAGCGAGCACGUCCACGACCAACAAACUCGCAGCGUUCCCGACGCCGAAGAACCAGGCCAUGACAUGAAUGCGCCUGGCACAGGCCUCGAAAGAGACGCCCCCUCGCUGGGAAACGAGAAGCUAGAGUGUACCGUUGAUACCCCCAUCAAGGAAAAUGACGGCACCAAGGAUGCUUUUGUCUCGUACCUCAUCACCACACACUCUACAUUCUCCUCCUUCCAGCGCUCUACUACCACUGUCCGCCGUCGUUUCACAGACUUUGUCUUUCUCUACAAACAGCUCACCCGCGACUAUCCCGCCGCCGCCGUGCCCCCUCUGCCCGACAAGCAGCGCAUGGAGUACGUCCGCGGCGAUCGCUUCGGCUCAGACUUUACCGCCCGCCGCGCCAACUCCCUCCAGCGCUUCCUCAGCCGCUUGUCCCUACACCCCACGCUGCGCCGCGCCCCGAUCCUGCACACCUUCCUCGAGAGCCCCGACUGGAAUGCUACCAUGCGCAGCCGCGGAUCGCGAGUGAGCUCUGCUAGCGAUCCCGGAUCUGCCGGUGUGUUUGAUAACUUUGCGGAUACCUUUAUCAACGCUUUUACAAAGCUGCAUCGGCCAGAUAGGCGCUUUCUUGAGGUCAAGGAGAAGAGCGAUAAGCUUGAUGACGAUCUGGGACAUAUUGAAAAGGUCAUUGCGAGAGUUGCGAGGCGAGAGACAGAUUUGGAGGUGGACUACCGUGAUCUCGCAGAGCAGUUCCAAAAGCUCAUUCCUCUCGAACCCCACGUUGAACCAGCAGUUCACGGCUUUUCUGCCUCCAUCGAGGACACAGCGAGUCACCUACGCAAACUAAAGGACAUGACCGACCAAGACUACCUCGGAUCUCUACGAGAUAUGCAAGCCUACUCCAUCGCCCUCAAGAACCUCCUCAAGGCCCGAGAGCAGAAACAGCUCGACUACGAACAACUAACCGAAUACCUCAACAAGUCCACAACCGAGCGCGACACUCUUCAGUCAGGCCACGGCGGCGGUUCCGGCGCAGGAAGCUUUCUACGUGCCAAGAUCGAAGAUGUCCGCGGCGUAGACCACGAGCAAGCCCGUCGCGAACGCACCCGCAAGCUAGAACUCCGCGUCGAAGAGCUCACGCACGAGGUUGAAAGUGCACGUAAGACGAGCGACAUGUUUGACGACGAGGUAGUCAAGGAAGUAGCCGAUUUCGAGCGCAUCAAGAGGAUCGAGAUGAAGGCCCAGCUGGGUAGUCUGGCGGACUCGCAUAUCGAGUUUUACGGAGAAGUAGCGAGUAUUUGGGAGAAGUAUGUUGAGGAGAUGGAGAAGCAGGGUAUCACGAGCGCUUAG
This is a messenger RNA of Fusarium pseudograminearum CS3096, 1383 nucleotides long. RefSeq lists its product as uncharacterized. Gene Ontology annotation, cellular component: phagophore assembly site. Bases 1 to 1383 code for a protein of 460 amino acids. Gene Ontology annotation, molecular function: phosphatidylinositol binding. Gene Ontology annotation, biological process: autophagy; cytoplasm to vacuole targeting by the Cvt pathway. The record is from RefSeq and is a predicted model, not a curated record. NCBI's taxonomy places the organism in Eukaryota, Fungi, Ascomycota, Sordariomycetes, Hypocreales, Nectriaceae. The transcript has 2 exons.